AACCCAGAGAUCGCGAGACAGAGCAGGCCUCGCGAGAUCUGGCCUCUGGCCUCUGACAGGCGGGCGUUCUUUCCGUGCCAUGGGAGGGCUCUGGCGUACGGGAUGGAGGCGUGUGGCUUUCUGCGGGUGGCCCUGGAACCACCCUGGGAACCCGACCAGGGCUGCGGAGAGGUUAGAGUCUUGUCUCAGGUCUGGGAGGAGCGGGACAGGGUAUGCUGAGAGGGAGCUGAGACGGCUCGGGACAUGGAGGCGCCCGAGCUUGGCGGUGCAGCCGCCGCGGCGGCCGAAGAGCACGAACCCCUUCACGCGCGCACAGGAGGAGGAUUGGCGGCGGCGGAACAAGACCGUCCUCACGUAUGUGGCCGCGGCGGCCGUGGGCAUGCUGGGGGCGUCCUACGCCGCCGUGCCCCUUUACCGGCUCUACUGCCAGACUACUGGACUUGGAGGAUCGGCUGUAGCAGGUCAUGCAUCAGACCAGAUUGAAAACAUGGUACCUGUUAAGGAUCGCAUCAUUAAAGUCACCUUUAAUGCAGAUGUGCAUGCAAGUCUCCAGUGGAACUUUAGACCUCAGCAAACAGAAAUAUAUGUAGUGCCAGGGGAGACUGCACUGGCAUUUUAUAAAGCUAAGAAUCCUACUGACAAACCAGUAAUUGGAAUUUCUACAUACAAUGUUGUACCAUUUGAAGCUGGACAGUACUUCAAUAAAAUACAGUGCUUCUGUUUUGAAGAACAAAGGCUUAAUCCACAAGAGGAAGUAGAUAUGCCGGUAUUUUUCUACAUUGAUCCUGAAUUUGCUGAAGAUCCAAGGAUGGUGAAUGUUGAUCUCAUCACUCUUUCUUAUACUUUUUUUGAAGCAAAGGAGGGGCAUAAGUUGCCGGUCCCAGGCUAUAAUUGAAGUCAGAACUAAGUCCUGCUUCAAAUUUGUGAUUUUUGAAAAAUCAUGUAUCUUCUCAGAGGAGAAAUAUUUACAAUAAUGUGAAGCCUUCUAUUUUAAAUUUUACAUACUUAUGGUUCUUUUUUCCCAACUAAUUUACCCAACUUACAAUGUGUAACUGUUCAAAACCAUACUUAGAGUUUAAGUAGUAUUAGAAGAAACUGCUUUGUUUCUUAAAUAUGUUGGCAUGGACUUGACGGUUCAGCUUAAUUCACUGGUCGCCUUUCAAAUUAUGAGCACUUCAUACUUGUAGCAAUGAAGUUUUAUUAUUAUUUCUAGAAUAGUUGUUUACUACUUUCAUUACGAACAGUCACUAUUUUAAAAGCUCAAAAUGGAAGAGGAAUCACUAAGCCCUAACAGCUUGCCUAAAGAUUACAUUCUGAUUUCAAAUUUGACUGUAUUUUUCCUUUAAGAUCUAGGGCUAUUUUACAUUCAGAGUACUAAAUAAGUACUUUGAAAUUUCAGUACCAUGAAAUUUAAAUAAAAUGCAUAAGUAUAUCUAGUUAGGUUUCUAGCAUUUCUUGUGAUAGUUCCAAGUCUCCAAAUUUUAAAAUGUUAAGUGGGAUUGUGAAGAUUUACUGACAGCAGAGUUCUUCUGAAAAAAGAUGUAUUAAACUGUUUUAAUAGUAAUUUAUUUGUCAUUGUAAUUUAUGACAAACCAAAGUACAAUUUAUUCUGAAUGUUUUCCAGUAGUCUUUUUUCCAAAAAGAAAAAAAAAGGAGCAUUUAGUAUUAUAAAGAAUUAUAUUUAAAGGCAAACAGUGUAGAAUCCAGUAACCUCUUGAGGGCACCUGAAAUAUUAAACUACAAUCAUCAAUGCUUUUACAAUUCAUAAUCCUAAACAAGAGUAUUAUUUAUGAAGAAGUGCAAAUUGACUUUUACAUUCAACUUUAGUUAAAUGAAGGCACUCAGUAUUCUUCCUGAAUAAUAAUAGUUUUUCACAUUUCAUGCUUUCAUCUGUUAACAAUUAUUUUGUAAUGAAACAGUCUUCAUCUACUCUUAUCCCAGCUCUUGUGAUGAUUUCUAAAUGUAGGAAGGUCUGAAACAUAAGGUGCUACACUUAAUCUGGUUGGCCUCAGUACCAUGAAUUUUUCUUCUGCUGAAGUUUUAAGUGAAUAUAUGUUACAACCAAGUUCUUUUGAGAUAAAGCUUGAGCUGCUGUCAGGAACCAUAAAUGUUACUCUGGAACUGUUACUCUUCUGUUUAAACUUCAUUACUGCAGAGGAGAAAUGUUCCACUGUGGCUCUGAUGUUCUGGAAGGUCUUAACUUCUGGGUCUCAAAACUGGACAGGGUCUACCUUUAGGAGAAUUGGCACCCAUAAUAUUGCUAGUGAGCUGGUCAUCCACUUCCACCUGGAAUAAAAAGAAGAGUCAACCAUCUCCAUCUUUUCCUCUUUCCCCAUUCCUUGUAACUAGAGAGCCACAGUCUAGUAGAGGAAAGGUGGGAAUGUACUACUUCCACGGGGGAGGGUGUGGAGGGAAUAAAUAAGGUUAAUAGGUUACUGGUGGCCGUGUGCAUUUAUUAGUAAAUAAAUGGAAUGAUUAGUAAAGCAAUAGAAUCCAGACCAAUCUAGACUAACAAUGAAUGGCUUCUACCAGUCCCAGCUAACAGGUAUUAACUGCACAUAAAAGACACAUCUGAUUCUAGUGCUAAGAAGUUUUUAUCAUCUGUUUUUGUUAGCAUUAACAUUUCUACACCAUAAACCUACUUCUGCAUUCCCAAGAUUUAUAAUUUUUAGCUAACAUGGUCACAAAAUGUAUUUCAUUAGUGAACAAUAGUUCAUUACAAUUUGAGUGACUCAGAGGAACUUGUGUAAUAAUAUCUCACUUAUCAGAGUGUCAGACUGUGAUGGCCCUUACAAAAUGUAAAUAAUAAAUGCAGAAAGUGACAGUUACACUGAAAUCAUGUGGAAUGUAAAUUGUGUAAGUUGAAGCCUUUACCUCAACAGUCAGUGUGACUUUGAGCUCCUUUAUGGUGGUGAACAUCAAUGUCUUCAUAAAUAGCUCUGAAACAAACAAGCCAUAAUGGCAAAAGGGUUAUAUAUCAAUUUCAAUGUACUAUUUUGGCUCUUAACUGCCAACAACUUAACUAAAAAUCUGGUGCUAUUUUAGGUGUUCAGGAAAUCAGGCUAUAUCAGUAAAUAAAAACAAAGGUCUCUGUCCUGAAGCUUACAUUAUAACUUUCUUAGAUCCUAAUGCUGCUAUUCCCAUACAUCUUAUAAAUAUGUAUCUUAUGUAACCAUUUUCCUUGUAAUUUAAUGAGAAAUAUGGCUCAAAAUUUGGACAGUUUGCUUCCUGCUUUUAAAAAAAAAAGCAAAAAUUGUUCAGCUUUCCCUGGCUUUAUAAAAAACAUUAAAAAUUAAUAUUCUAGCUUAUUUAACGUAUGUUAUUACAGUCCAAAUUCCUGAGCUACCUUUAGCAUAUAACUGUCAUCUUUGUGCUUUGUAUAUAGUCAUUUUUCUAUGACAGCCUUUGUUCAAUUCUUUAUAUUUGUCUUAUAUAUGUCUGUAGAUAGAACAUAUCUAUACCUAGAAAUAUGACAUUAAUAUAUACAGUAUAACAACACAUGGCUAAGGAAAAAAAAUCUCAUAAAAAUCACAGCACGUUGAAGGCAUGAUCCCUAACCUCAAGUAGCCCCAGCAUGGUCCAGAAAUGUUAAUGUUUUCCUAAUAAGUUUUGUCUCUCGUUUUCCACAAAAGUAUUUCAACCUCCUUCACUCUAUUCAAAUCUCUGAUGCCCCUCCUCUCAGUCAGAAACCUCACAUUUUAGUAAAUUAAAUGUCUUGAUAUGGAAACCUCCUCAUGCUUCCAACACCAAAUCUUCAAGUCUGUUUUCAUCUGCACCAUCAUCUACUUCUAUGAUCCUAUCUGUCUACCCCUAGCUUCUCAAACACCUCACCCAUUUAGGUAUCUCCCUUCCUAAAUCUUCAGCCUCUCAUUCUCCACUAAAUCCUACCCCUUAGGAUUCACAGAUGUUCCAGCAUCUCCCAUUUUAUAAAAUAAUACAGUCCUUUAUCCCAUGUCUACUUAAUCACCUCAGUAAUCCUCUAGCUCCCAGGCCACUUUCCACAAUCCCUUCAUGUUUAAGUUUCUAUGUAAGUUACCUGUGCACUUAUUGUCUACUUCAUCUCUUACUUUUUAAUGCACUGAAAUUUGGUUCUGUCCCCAUCAGUUUACCAAAAUGCUUCUACUAAAAUCACCAAUGAUUUCCUGUUACUUAGUCCAUUAUCAAGUGUUUGUCUUCAGCAAUGUUUACCACAGUCGUGUACUCCCUCCUUUUUGUUUCCAAACUGCAAUUUCCACAUCUGGUAAUAGGUUGUUCCCCGUUGCUCUCUUUGCUCUUGGCUUUUCCAUUUUCUUGAAUGUGCCCAAACUCUCUCCCCGCAGGGUCUUUGUAUAAGUUGUUACCUGGGCCUGCAACACUGAUUCCCAAACUUGUCACACUAAAAACUGCAGGUCUUAACCUUAACGUCACUUCUCAGGCUUUCUCUACCCUCAUUUAAAUCAGUUCUUUCUGUUAUACACUGUCAAGUCGAUGUCUUUCAUGCCAUUAACACAAACUGUAAAUACAUGUUUGCCUGCUGAUUUAAUUUCUGCAUCCAUACUAGAUUUACCCUCCUUGAGUUUUAACAUGAUAAAUUAGGCAGCAAUCAAUUUCCCUUGCACAUAGACAGUGUUCAGUCGUUUGCCAAAUGAAUGAAUCAUGUGUAUGUAUAUGUAUAUUCAUAAGUACUAUACUCUAUGUUCUGCUGGAGUAGAAAUUCUUAACCUGGGGUUCAUGGACAACCAGUGAUGUGAAAAUCCCAGAACUUUUCUGCAAGAUUUUGUGCUUUUCCUUAGGGAGAAGUUCCCUGGAUUUCAUGGAAUGUUCAAAGAAACUGAGACACCCUACCCUCCAGAAAGUAAGAACUGUAGUGGUAGGGAAUUCCAAAGCUUUGCCUUUCCAGCUUCUUACUAUCUCUCUUACCUUUAAUAUCUAUUGCACCACCACAUCUACUUACAACAAUCUCAUAGUUAACUAAAAUAUAAUAAUAUACUUUUCCGCUUCCUGUUUGCCUGGAGAAACUGAUAAAAACAUCCGGUUUCCAGACCGGAUACCUAGUUUAACCAGUUUCUAAUUCCUUAAACCACUAAUAUAUUCAGUGAUACUUUAUCAAGCAGAAUGACCUAGGAAAGUUUUACAAUCUUGUUAGGAAAAAAUAUUUAAUGAAUUCCUAAGCCUAUUAAGAUUCAUUCAUAAAUCAUUCCAAAAUAGAUCACUACAUUGAGGGUUUAAACCAGGGUCAAAACCUCAAAUGCCUACACAUGUCAGGCAGGUCAGAUGAAGGUAUGCAGUGGGCCAGGUGGGGCCUGGUGGUCUGCAGAAGCUGUCUCAUCUUAAAGAGGCAGCUACUACGCAGCCCCAGGCUAUUGCUAACACAUAAAAAUGCUGUCGUAUCGAAAAGAAUCCAGAGGUCCAGAUAUUUUUGGAAAUAUCCCACUUUUUAACUGUUGGCAGUUAGUGUUUAAAUGCAUAUUUAAAAUUCACACAGGUCAAACAAAACACAGCUGCAGGCAAGAUACAGCCUGCAGGCUGCUAGUUUCUAAACAGUGAUUUCCAUAAACCUGCUUUAAUCAUUUUAAACAAUUUUGGGGGUAACCUUUAGUCAAAGUAUAUUAAAGCUCUAAUGAGCCUACCAUUCCAUAAAUAUUUUUAUAAACUGACCAAUAUGAAAUCACAAAAUAAUGCUGCUUUAAGGAUUCCAAGUUAAAAAGUAAUUUUUACACUAAUAAUCCAUUUUAAGCACACUGUUGUCAUAGGUAGUAAAGAUUAAAAACAAGUUCUUAUAUUAAGUCUUUUUUGGCAUUAGUCAAAGAACAACUAAAAUAUCCCAUCCAUGUGGUACUUAUGUCACCAAUCAGUGAAUAGUGCCCUUCUCAAGCUGGAGAGAACCUGACUUUCCUCCAAGGCAUCUACAAGGAAUAUACUAAUGCACAUGAUGGUUCUGGUUAUUUCUUAAUGUGCAACCCCAGCAUUUUUAUUUUUUAGUCACAAGGCUGAGAAUAACAAGACCAUUAAGAGCAACAACCUCCAAGAAAACCUCAUAAGUCAUUUUUAAAUAAGGUCAUUGAUUUCUGCCAAGACCUAAACAAAGUUAAAUGUGUGACCAAGUCCUGUUAGCUCUGCUACCAAAGGGAACCAAGACAAAAAAGAUAAUCAUUUUGUAAAUGACUUACUCUGUGGUGACAGCAGGAGCUAAGGGAUCAAACUCCAUUACCUCGUGGUAAUUGGGUGGCUGGAAAUCAUUCUUUGUCAUCGCUGUAAGCAACAAAAAGAAACACAUUAUGCUUUUCGAGGAGAUACACACAAUUAAUAUUCUCUUUAUGACUUAGACUUCCGACAGAAGAUCCUAACAAACACUGACAACCAGAAACAAGCACACUGGUGUUACAAUGCUACCCCCAAGUACAACAAAUCUAUAUAUAACAAAAAGAUUUCCAAACUUCGAUUACAGGUUCAUUUACCUCAGCACUCAAAAUACAAUAUUCAGUGCAACACAAGCAUUUUUACAAUCUCCUAAUGUCAGUCAUAAUGGUAUCUGCCCUGAAUUUAUCUCAUGUAGCUUAAAAAUGCAAAUGAACUCUAAUUUUUCCUCUCUGUAUAUCUAUUUUCAGUUACCAAUAAAUCUCUAGCAAAUUCA
Molecule: messenger RNA, 6613 nt
Organism: Balaenoptera ricei (Rice's whale)
Lineage: Eukaryota; Metazoa; Chordata; Mammalia; Artiodactyla; Balaenopteridae
Product: cytochrome c oxidase assembly protein COX11, mitochondrial
Exons: 4
Coding region: 80-895 (271 amino acids)
Cellular component (GO): mitochondrial inner membrane
Molecular function (GO): copper ion binding
Source: RefSeq, a predicted model, not a curated record